AUGUCCAGCUACGAGGACAGAGACAAAUGUCAUUUCUACUAUAAGAUCGGAGCUUGCAGACAUGGCGAUCGAUGCUCCAAAAAACACAUUCGUCCUUCAUUGUCAAUGACUCUUUUAGUACCGAAUAUGUACUGGAAACCGAGCUCCGACGAUUCGCAAACGCUGCAGACCGAUUUUGACGCCUUUUUCGAAGAUGUAUACAUGGAGGCAGCUCGGUUUGGCGAGCUACAAGCCAUGGUCGUGUGCGAAAACAAGAACGACCAUUUGAACGGGAACGUUUAUCUGAAGUUUGCGCUGCCGAAAGACGCACAAGCUGCGAAGGAUAGUUUCAACACACGCUGGUACAACGAGCGGCCUUUGUAUUGCGAAUUCUCGCAUGUCACCGACUUCCGCGAAGCGGUUUGUCGGAAACACGACAUGCAGUCGUGUGAAAGAGGUGAUGAAUGUAACUUUAUGCAUGUUCAGCGUCCCAGUUCACGACUUUUGACCGACCUUGAGCGCGCCCAAAAACGUGAGAGAAGCAUCAAAGAAAGAAAAUAG
Messenger RNA from Lachancea sp. 'fantastica', 540 nucleotides. The record is from the annotation of a GenBank genome assembly. Lineage: Eukaryota; Fungi; Ascomycota; Saccharomycetes; Saccharomycetales; Saccharomycetaceae.